Molecule: messenger RNA, 2740 nt
Organism: Neomonachus schauinslandi (Hawaiian monk seal)
Lineage: Eukaryota; Metazoa; Chordata; Mammalia; Carnivora; Phocidae
Gene: ALAD
Product: aminolevulinate dehydratase
Exons: 12
Coding region: 129-1148 (339 amino acids)
Biological process (GO): heme biosynthetic process
Cellular component (GO): cytosol
Molecular function (GO): zinc ion binding; porphobilinogen synthase activity
Source: RefSeq, a predicted model, not a curated record
AAGGGGGGAGCUGCUUCCGGGUGAGCCGCCCCGCCCCCACGUGGGCCCCGGGAGACUAGAACGCGCUACGGCGGUGGCGGGAGCGGCAGCUGGGAGCCCUUGAGGAAGCAGAGCUGAGCGCACAGCCGAUGCCCUGGGAGUCCACACUGCCCACCAUGCAGCCCCAGUCGGUUCUGCACAGUGGCUACUUCCACCCACUGCUUCGCACCUGGCAGGCAGCCGCCUCUCCCCUCAGCGCCUCCAACCUCAUCUAUCCCAUCUUUGUCACGGACGUUCCCGAUGACGUACAGCCCAUCGACAGCCUCCCAGGAGUAGCCAGGUAUGGUGUGAACCGGCUGGAAGAGAUGCUGAAGCCCCUGGUGGAAGAGGGUCUGCGCUGUGUCCUGGUCUUUGGAGUCCCCAGCAGAGUCCCCAAGGAUGAGCGGGGUUCUGCAGCCGACUCCGAGGACUCCCCGGCUGUCGAGGCCAUCCGCCUGUUGCGCAAGACCUUCCCCAGCCUCCUGGUGGCCUGCGACGUCUGCUUGUGUCCCUACACCUCUCAUGGUCACUGUGGGCUCCUGAGCAAGAAUGGGGCAUUCCAGGCUGAGGAGAGCCGCCAGCGGCUGGCGGAAGUGGCACUGGCCUAUGCCAAGGCAGGAUGUCAGGUGGUAGCCCCAUCGGACAUGAUGGACGGACGUGUGGAAGCCAUCAAGGAGGCUCUGAUGGCCCAUGGACUUGGCAACAGGGUAUCAGUGAUGAGCUAUAGUGCCAAAUUUGCGUCCUGUUUCUACGGACCUUUCCGGGAUGCGGCUCAGUCCAGCCCAGCCUUUGGAGACCGCCGCUGCUACCAGCUGCCGCCGGGAGCCCGAGGCCUGGCCCUCCGAGCAGUGGCCCGGGACGUACGGGAAGGAGCCGACGUGCUCAUGGUGAAGCCGGGCAUGCCCUACCUGGACAUCGUGCGGGAGGUGAAGGACAAGCACCCUGAGCUCCCACUUGCCGUGUACCACGUUUCUGGAGAGUUCGCCAUGCUGUGGCAUGGAGCCCGGGCCGGGGCGUUUGAUCUCAAGGCUGCUGUCCUGGAGGCCAUGACCGCCUUCCGCCGCGCAGGUGCUGACAUCAUCAUCACCUACUACACGCCUCAGCUGUUGCAGUGGCUGAAGGAGGAGUGAUGGCGACCACGUACAAGAGCAAUAGCUAGAACUUUUAAAAGGUUCCGGGGCCUUGGAGAAGUGAAAACCAAAGUAAAUGCUGCUUUAGAACUGUGCCCUCAUGCCCUCUUCCUACUCACGUGCUGGCAGGCGCCCAGCAGCCCUGGGUGCUUUCUGCCAGCCUGCCCCCCUCUUACCACUCGAGCCUCCCAGGCUCCCCCAGGCUUCCCCAUGCCCCCGCUGGGUCGGCUCUUUCGUCUGGCGUGGCCUCAGCUUGAACGCCACCAGGAGGUAAGGGCGCAGGCUUGGUGGGGCCUUGGAGGGGGGCUUGGCGUGUUAGGGGUAGAGGAGGGCAAGUUGCACCUUGUAUCAUGAGAAGCUCUGGAAAGCCUGAGGCCUCUGGCAGCAGAACUGGGCGCCGGGACGGAGGCCUAGAAUGACAUCUUCAGGUUUAGAGUUGAGAUUUGCCUCGAUUCCACUGGAAGGUGAUUCCCACACAGGCCCAUGUUGCCAGGCUGCCUGAGAUCUCCUGUUCUGCUCUCAGCCAUAUACCCAGAGAAGAGUUACUUGUUAAUAGGCAGAAACACUGCCGGAGGAUCGAAAUUCAGAAGCAAAUAGAGUUUCUGAGUGCUGGAGAUGCCACCACCAAAAAAGCUUUUCUGUUGAAGAGAGAAUUUUUGAGAACAUCUGCUCAGUGCCCAGAGAUGAUGCUGGGUACUGGGGAUAUAGCAGGACAGAUCUCAGCUUGUCUCUAUGCAAGGAGAAUGGGGAGACAGACGACAAUAAGAAAACAAAGCAAUUACAAAUCAUAAUUAGUUCUUUGAAGGAAAGAAAGGGUCUGAGACAGCAUAAUUGACCAAGGGCGUCUCCUGAGAGGGUGGUCCAGAAGCCCUCCCUGAGGCUGAGGGACAAGAAAGGCUCUUUCCAGAGAGCGAGCAUCAGAAGCCACAAGAAUGACACAAAGUGUGCAAAGGUCCUGCAGCGGGAGGAGCCUCCCAGCUGGGAGCAGGGUGAGGAAGCGGAGGAGGGGGACGGGACUGGAGGUUGGAAAGGUAGGCUGUACACCUUGUAGGAAGCUCGGUCUUCCUUUGCAUUGGGUAGAAGGCGAUCUGAAGGAUCUUAACUAGAAGUUACGUGUGUUCCCCUUCCCCCAGUCUGCUGCUGCGUGAAAAGGAAAGGGUGAGCGAAAAAGAGGUUGGUUGGGAGGCGCCUGGAGACCCCGCGGAGGACUGACAUUGGCCUGGACCCGGGUGGUGGCGGUGGAGAGAGGAGGAAGUAGGUGUAUGUUCAGGAUACGUUCCCAGAGGCAGAAUGAGCAGGUUUUGCCUAAACUGUAAGUCCAGGGAACAGGAGGAAACAAGGAUGCCCUCAUGGGUUUCUAGCUUGAGCCCCUGGUUGAGUGCUUUCUUCCAAGACUCACGUCAUGUCUCCCCUAGUAAAAGGUAAGGCCCAGCUAAGGGCCUUUGCAAGUCCACCUUCCCAUCUGCAAAGUGACAAAUCCCAAAUCUAGGGCCAAAGCAAGCUCAACUCAGACCUUAAAGCAGUACAAUCCAUUUUAAAAUGUAGAAUUAUAGGGGCACCGGGGUGGCUCAGUCAUUAGGCAUCUGCCUUUG